Messenger RNA from Diaporthe citri, 1473 nucleotides. RefSeq lists its product as uncharacterized. Gene Ontology annotation, biological process: autophagosome assembly; autophagy; late endosome to vacuole transport. Gene Ontology annotation, cellular component: phosphatidylinositol 3-kinase complex, class III, type II; phosphatidylinositol 3-kinase complex, class III, type I; phagophore assembly site. The record is from RefSeq and is a predicted model, not a curated record. NCBI's taxonomy places the organism in Eukaryota, Fungi, Ascomycota, Sordariomycetes, Diaporthales, Diaporthaceae. The transcript has 2 exons. Bases 1 to 1473 code for a protein of 490 amino acids.
AUGUACUGCCAAAAGUGCCGAACCCCUCUCAAGCUGGACAGCUCCCUAGAGGACCUAAAUCCAGCAGCAUAUGACCUACUUGUCGCAUCGUCCCAGCCCACCCCGAAACGACAUCUUCCCUCCCGGACCACAAACACGCAAGAUGAAGCUAGAAAAUCGCUAUACGACCGUGUCUCCAAAAAUGUCGGGCCGGCCACAUUCAGGAAGCCUACUGGCGCAGCACGACCAGGCGAAGGACAACAACGAGACAAUCCGGGAAUGUCCUUCAUAUACCUUACAGAAUCCCAGGUUGUGAACUCGAGCCGCUUGCCUAGCCAGCCUCUCUCUCGGCGAGCGACAGGGGAAAAGGCGGCAGACGAUGGCAGUUCGAAGUCGCACGAGAUGGAGCGCAUCACCAAGCUCCAUGAGAUCCUCUCGGCGAGGUCGGACGUGGAUCACCCAAUCUGUGUGGAGUGUACCGAAAUGCUUGUGGAAGGCCUGCAAAAGAAACUCGAAACGGCGAACCAUGAACGGGAGGCGUACGUGGCGUACUUGAAGGAAAUGCAAGCAGAAGCGCCAACGGAUGACGAGCUCAAAGCGACAGAGGAGUCCCUGGCAAAGACAAAACAGGGUGAGGCGGAGGCUCUCGCACUUUUGAAGGGACUGGAGCAUGAGAAGGCGCAACUGGAUGACCAGGUUCUCCGACUAGAAGAUGAAUCACGCCAGCUCGACGCCGACGAGGAGCAGUUCUGGCGGGAUCGCAACGCUUUUGCCAUGAAGUUGACAGACUUCCAGAACGAGCGCGACAGCAUCAAUUCAAAGUUCGACCACGACUCUCGCCUGCUCGAGAAGCUCCAGAGGUCGAACGUCUACAACGACACCUUCUGUAUCAGCUUUGACGGCUACUUCGCGACCAUCAACUCGCUCCGGCUGGGCCGUUUGUCGAAUAAGCCCGUCGACUGGCCCGAAAUUAACGCGGCUUGGGGCCAUGCUCUCCUGCUGCUAGUCACAGUCGCCGAUAAGCUCGGCUACCAGUUCGACGGGUACCAGCCUGUGCCCAUGGGCUCAACUUCCAAGAUAAUCCGUUACGACCCUAUAUCCCCUUCUUCCAGCCGGCUCGGCAGCCACAGGAACGCGCCGCCGCCAGCACCCAAGAAGCACACUCUUGAGCUGUACUCAUCUGGCGACAUGCCUCUGGGUCUCACAUUCAUGCAUCGCAAGUUCGACAACGCCAUGGUCGCAUUCCUGGAAUUGGUACGGCAGCUCGGUGCCUUUGUCGAGAGACAGAAUGCUAGUGACGGGCUUAGUGAUCAGGCCCUAAUGCUGCCCUAUAAAAUUGAGGGUGACAAGAUCGAGGACGUCAGUAUCAAGCUCGGUCUGGCUCAGGAUGACAGCUGGACCAGGGCUUGCAAACUGACAUUGACAUGCUGCAAGUUCUUGCUGGCUUGUACCAGCAACUUCAGUGCAGAGAGGAGUGCUGCCGGUCGGAAUUGA